Messenger RNA from Fusarium vanettenii 77-13-4, 1566 nucleotides. RefSeq lists its product as uncharacterized. Bases 1 to 1566 code for a protein of 521 amino acids. NCBI's taxonomy places the organism in Eukaryota, Fungi, Ascomycota, Sordariomycetes, Hypocreales, Nectriaceae. The transcript has 6 exons. Gene Ontology annotation, molecular function: transmembrane transporter activity. Gene Ontology annotation, biological process: transmembrane transport. Gene Ontology annotation, cellular component: membrane. The record is from RefSeq and is a predicted model, not a curated record.
AUGGCAUCAUACACUCCUCCCAACGAGAAAGCCGACAUGGUCGAGGCUGAGAUGGGCAACACCUCAGGCACUGAUCGCCUGGGUGAAGUCGAGCACAUCAAAGGUCUGGCCACUGCGCCUGGAACAACCCUCGACUCUUUCUCUCAUCUGGACGAGAAGAGGAUUCUGCGCAAGAUGGACCUUCGCUUGAUCCCCAUGCUCGCGCUGCUUUACCUCCUGUCUUUCCUCGACCGAGGUAACAUCGGAAACGCCAAGAUUGAAGGUCUCCAGGAAGAUCUCAACAUGACGGGCGACCAGUACAACUGGUGCCUCACAGUCUUCUUCUUCACCUACGCCGCUUUCGAAGUCCCCUCGAACCUACUCCUCAAGAAGCUUCGCCCCAGCGUCUGGCUCCCGGCGAUCAUGGUCGCUUGGGGCGUCGUCAUGACUCUGAUGGGCAUUGUCAAGAACUACCACGGCCUCCUUGUUGCGCGCGUCUUCCUCGGACUCACAGAGGCUGGUUUGUUCCCUGGUGUAGCGUAUUACCUGACGAUGUGGUACUGCCGACACGAAAUUCAAUUCCGACAAGCCCUGUUCUUCUCCGCUGCUUCGGUCGCCGGCGCCUUCAGCGGCCUUCUUGCCUUUGGCAUCGCAAAGAUGGAUGGUGUUGGUGGACUCGAAGGCUGGCGCUGGAUCUUCAUCCUCGAGGGCAUUGCCACAGUCCUCACCUCAGUGGUCGCAUUCUUCGCCCUGCACGACUUUCCCGAGACGGCCUCAUUCCUUACCGAGGAGGAGCGUGCCUUUGUUGUGUUCCGACUCAAGUACCAGAGCCAGCGACCUGUCAAAGGCCAAGAAGAGGAGGCUGGUCAAACGCGAGUUGCGGAGGCUGGUGAGUUCAAGUGGGCGUAUGUCUGGAGCGCGUUCAAGGACUGGCAGAUCUGGGUCAACAUCUUUGUCUACUGGGGAAUCGUGUGCCCUCUUUACGGCAUCAGCCUCUUCCUUCCGACCAUUAUUCGCAACCUCGGCUACACCUCGAGCAGGUCUCAGCUCCUGACUAUCCCGAUUUACAUCACCGCUGCUAUUCUCGCUGUCAUCAUCGCAUGGACUUCGGAUCGGGUUGGAAAAAGGAGCCCGUUCAUCGUCGUCUUCUUGUGCAUCAUGAUUGUCGGCUUUUCGAUGUGUAUUUCUUCCGGAAACCCCAAGGUCGUUUACGGCGGCGUUUUCAUUGCCACUUGCGCCAUCUACCCUGCCUUCCCUGGCGUCAUCUCCUGGCUGGCCAACAACCUGUCAGGAAGCUACAAGCGAAGUGUCGGCAUGGCUAUUCAGAUUGGUGCUGGUAACCUCGGUGGUGCCAUGGCAUCGAACUUCUACCGAUCGAAGGAUGGUCCUCGCUACAAGCUGGGACAUGCCCUGGAGCUUGGUUUCAUAAGCGCUGGCAUUGUCGCGGCUCUCAUCCUCAUCGUUGGAUAUGACCGCAUCAACAAGAGCCGUGCUCGCAAGGUGGCAGCCGGCGAACACAACCAGUAUUCUGAGGAGGAGCUCUCUGCCAAGGGUGACAAGGCUUUGACCUGGAGAUAUAUGCACUAA